Messenger RNA from Acyrthosiphon pisum (pea aphid), 1688 nucleotides. RefSeq lists its product as uncharacterized. Gene Ontology annotation, biological process: protein polyubiquitination; DNA damage response. NCBI's taxonomy places the organism in Eukaryota, Metazoa, Arthropoda, Insecta, Hemiptera, Aphididae. Bases 270 to 1688 code for a protein of 472 amino acids. The transcript is spliced from 9 exons. Gene Ontology annotation, molecular function: ATP binding; ubiquitin protein ligase activity. Gene Ontology annotation, cellular component: nucleus. The record is from RefSeq and is a predicted model, not a curated record.
UCCCCUCGUACGGACGGCGUCGUCGUAAUCGAUCUGUAGCGUUGUACAGUUGUGCCACUUGUCUAUUGCCGCUCACUUGUUCUUCCACUGUCGUCCCACUCAGUCCACGGUCUUCCGACUCGUUCCGCGUCUGCACCAUCUGCCGAUCCUCGUCCUCAUUCACGAUUUUACAAUCUACGCCGUUCGUCGACAGUGAUAAAUAUUAUUAUUAUAAAAUAUCCAUUUUUUGGUUAGUUAUUUUUCUGUGAAGCGAUAGAAAAUAACUCAUAAUGGCAAACUCCGUGUCCACAUCACAACCCGGGCCGAGCAGCGCAGCACACCCGUCUACUACUCAAUCACCGGCGGAAGAAGAUUCCCAGUUCCCGAGACUUGAGUUAGCAAAUGUCAGAAUGACUACUAAAAAAAAACUCCCUCUUUUGAUGUGCUCAGAAGAUGAUAUUUACGACCCACAACUUUUAGAAAAAAUUCAGUUUUAUCAUCAGGAUACUGAAGACAGAUUUGAAGUACCAUGUAAUAUUACUUUAAAUGCAAAAUAUGAAUCAUAUCACCGUAAAACUGUGAGAUGGAUGGUGGAUAUCGAACGCAGGAAUUCUAUAAACGGUCAAUCUCAGUCGACAGGUGGCAUUUUAGCAGACGUAGUAGAGGAAGAUAAGCGAUUGGAGAUAAUAACCUGCAUUGUGGCAAAUCCUCCACCAACAAUAAUCUAUCGUCAAAAAGUCUUAAUUGAUGACCGCACUGAAGAAAGUAAAUCUAGCAAACCAAUACCACCACAUAGCAAAUGUAUAAUUUCAAAGAUAAAUAAAAACAUAAAUUAUGGACCAAAACUAUUUAAUACAUCGACAAACGAUAGAUCGCAAAAUAUAGUUGAGCAUCUGUCCAAUAAAUUGCAUUUAUCAACAAAGAAUGUUAAGAGUGAAGACAGACGUGAAUGUUUUUACCAAAAUAUAAAUUCUAACAGCCCGUUCCUAAUAUGCGAAAUGUGUGGUGAAGCACAUGAUAAAAAAUGUAGCGUAUUUGAUCCUAAACUGGAAGGAUGGCUGCCAUAUUUAUGUUCCAGUUGCUGGAAAUUUAAUGAUGCAAUCCAGUGUAAAGCCACACUAUUAAUUGUUCCAGACUACUGUUUGGAACAGUGGAAUCAAGAUAUACAGAGAAUAGCUGGUACAACAUUAAAAUGGUUUGUAUAUAAUGGGAUCCAGUCAUGUAAUUUUAUACAACCUACAGUUUUCAAUAAUUUCAAUGUAGUUCUUAUGACGUACAAUAAAUUAGUAAAGGAGUUAAACUAUGGACAACAUUAUGUUGACGAAAAUCAAGCUACCACUGGCCUACGUUGUUUUAAAAAGUAUCCCCAAUCUCCACUGCUUUGCAUAACCUGGUGGAGAAUUUGUCUGGAUCAACCCCAGUCAUACAACACCAACAUUCAUCGUGUAUUUAAAAUAGUUUCGUCUUUAAAAUCGGGGCAUAGAUGGGUUAUGCCGGGCACAUUAGUUCAAGAAUCUUCAAAAAAUUUUUUUAGUAUUGUGAAGUACUUGGACUUAUUAGAAGUUAAUUUUGAUUAUAUCAAUUUUAUUAAUGCCAUAAAAGAAAAAACCGAGGAUUCACUUAUUUGGAUCUAUCGGCAAAAAGUCUUAAUUGAUAACCGCACUGAAGAAAGUGAAUCUAACAAACCAAUACCACCACAUAAAGUUUAA